AUGUUGAAUUCGGAUUGUAUAAGCAUUGUUGAGGAUAAAAUGAUUAUAAAUUCAUUUGAAUUGGAUAAAGAAACAGAAGAUAUAUCAAUGAAAAGAAAGGUCGAAGAAACAAAAGUAAAAAAGAUAGAAGAAAAUACAGGAAAAGAAGAAUUAGAAGAAAAGAGUAAUAGACGAAGUAAGCGAAUUAAGGGAAUGAAAUCAGAUUUAUCAAAUGAAUUAAAAGAUUCAAUAAAAAAAGAAGAAAAAAAACAGAGGAAAGAAAUGAAAAUAAUAAGGGAAAUAGAAAGAAAAAAAGAGAGGGAAGAGAAAGAAGAAAGGAGAAAAAAAGAGAGAAUUGAAAGAGAAGCAAAAAAAGAAAUGGAAAAAGAAAAAAAGGAAGCAGAAAGGCUUCGUAAAGAGAAAGAAAAGCAAUUGAAAGAAGAAGAGAGACUUAAAAAGAAAGCAGAAAAGGAUGCUAAAGAUCAGAAAAAAAAUGAAGCAAAGAAAAAGAAAGAAGAAAAACGAGAAAACAAUAUAGAGAAGUCAGAUUCUCAAUUAAAACUUCAGUAUUUUUUUUAUAAAACGUUUCCCAAAGAAAAUGCUAUAGAAAUAAAAGAUUGUUUUAGUUCAGAUUAUGAAAAAUGUUUUAUUCCAUUUUUUGUUAAACAAUAUACUUUACUUUCAAGCCAACAUGCAUUUGUACGAAAUCCUGAUGAACGUAUGACAAUUAUGAAAGACAUGGAUAUGUUUUUAGAUUCAGAUUUUUCAAUUAUGUCUCCUAUUGAGCAUUUAUUAUCUCUUUUUAAAAUUAAACCUGCCCUAUCAUUUCGUCAUCCUAAAUCACACAUUACUGUUAAAUAUCUACUUCAAAAAUAUGAGCAAUCUGAUUCAACAGAAGAUCUUUUUAACAAAUUAAAAAUAUUUCCUAUGAAACUCCUCCAAUUUAGAGAAGAUGUUCGACCACCUUAUUAUGGCACAUUUUCUAAAUCAUCAUUUAUACUAACUCCAAGAAAUCCAUUUAAAACUGAUGAACACUUAUUUAAUUAUAACUACGAUUCUGAGGCAGAAUGGAUAGAAGAAGAAGAAGGGGAAGAUAUUGAUAAUAUGGAUGAUAGCGAAGAAGAAGAAGAUGCAGCAGCAUUAAAAGAAGACGAAGAUGAUAGGGACUUUCUUGAUGAUGAGGGCGAAUUAAAUAAUACAAAAAAAAAAGUGAUAAUAAAUUUGAUUCCUAGCGUUAAAGGUCUAUAUUGGCAACAUUCUGAUAAUAUAGAUACAGAUGAUUAUGAAUUAUUUAAAAAGUUCAGAAUGAAUUCUUUGUUAGACAUAAAUCUUCCUAUUAAUCCUUAUCAAGAUUAUUGGUCACCAGAAUCAAACUCAAAUAAUGAUGCUAAGCUUCAAAACUCUACUAUAAAAACAAUAUCUUCAGUAUUAUCUCCUAAACCUUCACUACAUUUUCCACAGGAUUCACUUCCAUCUUUUUUAAAAAUAAUUCAAGGAAGCACACAAACAAAAGUAUUACUUGUAGAAACAUUACGGCAAAAAUUUUCUGAUAUUAGUAAACAAGCCAUUCAAUGGAAAUUAAGCACUGUUGCACGAAGAAAUGGUAAAGGCGUUAAUAAUACAUGGGCUGUUGACCCAUCCGUUUGGCAUUCUGUUUUUGGCGAUGAUCAAAAUUCAUAA
Messenger RNA from Pneumocystis murina B123, 1659 nucleotides. RefSeq lists its product as hypothetical. Lineage: Eukaryota; Fungi; Ascomycota; Pneumocystomycetes; Pneumocystales; Pneumocystaceae. The coding region runs from base 1 to 1659 and encodes 552 amino acids. The record is from RefSeq and is a predicted model, not a curated record. Gene Ontology annotation, cellular component: nucleus; CAF-1 complex. The transcript is spliced from 6 exons. Gene Ontology annotation, biological process: nucleosome assembly.